AUGGCGUCUCUGAGGCACCGCCGCGGCAUCGGAGCCGCCAAGGGCUACGACGAUUACAUCCAUGACGACGACGGCAGCGGGACAGCACCUGACACCGACACCGCCACGGAUCCGGAGGAGGAGGAGGAGGACGAUGACGAGGAGGAAGAAGAGGAGGAGGAAGAGGAGGAGGACGGCCGCCGCCUGCACCUGGGACUCCACUCCAUGACUGCAAAGGGCAUACAACACCUGUGCUCUGAGCUCCUCGAAAUCAAGAAGGCCUCGGAGCAAGACUUCAGCGCUAAUGUUUAUCUCAGCUACCUCUCCUUCAUUAGGAUGUUCCAAGAAGCUGGUGAUCUGGACAAGGACGUUCACCACCUGAAGCGUCAGGUGAUGGCACACAGGCGGCUCGUCCAGCAUCUCAGCACCAACUGCCUGUACUCAUCGUCGUCGUCAUCGAUGGUACUACCUAGUUCCGGCGGUUCCAAGGAGGAGGCCGCCGACAUGGACGGGAUUGGAAUCCUGCCAUAUCAACGUGAACACGACGAGGAGCUGGAACUGGACGUGCUUCUGUCCGAGCACCGGAUGGACGAGGCGCUCCAGCUCCUGGAGCUGCAAGGCCAAGCGCUGCAGACGAUGCAGCAGCAGGCCGCCGGCGCCGACGACGACGCCGAAGCGAUCGCGUUCGCGUCGAGCGUGCGCGCGUUGUCCGCCAGGAAGGCGAGGGUCGCCGCCCGCCUGGUCUCCGUGGCGGAGAACCCGCGGACGCCGCGGCCCGAGCUCCUCAGGGCGCUCUCCGGCCUCUGCAGGCUCGGCGACGCGGAGCGGGCGAACCACCUGCUCUUCGAGCUGCACCGCGCCAGCGUCGUCCGCGGCGUGGAGGACCUGCGCGCGUCGCAAGGUCACGUCCACAACAGCGGCGGCGCCGGCGGCGGCAACUACAUCAAGGACCUGGCGCGCGUGGUCUUCUCCUCCAUCAUGCGGACGUCGAGGAGCUUCGUGGCGCUGCACGGGCACCCGUCUCCCUACACCCAUCGGCUCGUCCGGUGGGCGAGGGAGGAGAUGGAGGACCUGAGCGCCGCCUUCUCCGAGUACGUGAGGUCCAUGUCGUCGCCCGCUACUGCCGCCCACAGCUUGGCUCUGGCGCUGGAGGCCGCCGAGUGCGCGGUCUCCUACUCCCCCCUGCUGAGGGCCGUCGACGUCGUCGCCUCCGAGCGAGACGUGGUUGCCCUCGUCGUGCCCUGCGUCCGAGACGCCGUGGCCAUGUAUGGCAGGCAUCUCAGGGAGGUGGUCCGGCUGUUGGUGGCUUCCGACGCCUGGGUGCUCGGCAGGUUCCUCAUGCCACCUGGAGUCGUGCAGGCUGCUGCUGGAGCACCGCAGACUGAGUACUGCCUGCUGACAACCAACGGAAGGAAAUUUGUCACCCUUGUACAGGAGGUUGUGGAAGACGUAGCCUGGCCGUUGCACAGCCUUGGGAUUGGGACGAACGAUUCAGUAGGCCUGCAGCUUGUGGCAAAGUUGUUCAGGGAGUACAUGCACUCCAUCGUGGAGCUCAUCCCCAGAAAGGAAGCAGCUGCUCUCCAGCUCCAAGACGAAGCGACCGGCGACGAGCGGUACACGUGGCAGCUCGCCGUGCUAAUCAACUGCACGACGUUGGUGUCCCUGUUUCCGACCAUGGCGUCCGGCGUCUUCAGGACACCGCCAUCACCACCGUCGUCGUCGGGUUUUCCGGCAUCAGCACAGAGGGAAGUAGUGGACAGCCUCAUCUCGCUGAUCAAGGAAGCGUCCGGGCAGGUGUGGAGCUGCUUCUGCCAGCAGUUCAUACGAGACACGAUGUCGUCGUCAGCGAAGGGCCGCCGCUUCGGAAGCGGAACACCGCCGCCGCAGGCGCAGGGCUCGAUGAUGCCUUCUAUGGCUUUACAGGUGGUGUUCCUUCGGGUGAGGCGUCUGACCGAGGUGUAUGGCGCGAUCUUGAGCGGCGAGGACGGGACCAUGAAGAAGCUGCUGCGGGAGCUGAUGGAGGCGAUGAUCUGCUGGCUCUCCAGCAACCUGGACUCGUGGGCCGUCCAUGGCGCCGCCCUGGUCCAGUUUGAUGUUCAUUUCCUGCUGGAAUUCGCGCAGCUCGGUGGUUUCUGCUCUGAGAGCAUCAGGAGCAGUGCGCUGGACCUGCUUAUCAAAGCACAAGAGAAGGUGGCGGGUGGCGAACUGGAUGACGUCGAUGAGGUCGGCGGCGGCGGCUGGGCUGCCGAUGCUGCAAAACACGCCGUGCAGGUGCUACUAGCAAUGGGGGAUGGAGGCGUAGCUGCCGUGGAAGCUGGAGAGGAAUCCGAUGAGACGGCAAGGAGGAACGGCAGUGACGAAGAAGCAGGCCAAGAGGAAGCACCCGAGGAUGAGGAUGAGGACGAGGAUGAGACAGGGACGACCAACAAGUCCAGCGACGAGUUCAUAAGCUUGGAGGACGAGGAGGACGAAGACGACGGCGUGAGAAUGCCUGCUGCAGCUUUGUCAUCAAAGAAUCAGAAGCCCGGGUAUUCAGAAAUGGGCGAUGGCGAAGAGAGGACGAAUAUUCGAUCAGGCCAUCAUCCCGAGCUUGAGCAGGCUGAGGGCGGAAGUGACGACAACGUGACACAAGAUGAAGAAGGGAUGUGCCAUGAUGCCAUACAGCAGCAGGUUGAAGAGCAAAGCAGCAGUAGCUGGGAGGACAUUAUUGAUGGCGAAGGAGGCGGCGGUCGGAGCAGCAGGACGCGGCGUCAGUCAACUCCUCUUGUGAUGGUGGCAGGGAAGAAUGCUCCUAGCCGGAGCAGAAAAAAGAGGGAGGCAGUGAGCAGAAGCAGCCAGCCCAGAUGGCAUAUAUAA
This is a messenger RNA of Miscanthus lutarioriparius, 2835 nucleotides long. NCBI's taxonomy places the organism in Eukaryota, Viridiplantae, Streptophyta, Magnoliopsida, Poales, Poaceae. The record is from the annotation of a GenBank genome assembly.